Molecule: messenger RNA, 4660 nt
Organism: Daphnia pulicaria
Lineage: Eukaryota; Metazoa; Arthropoda; Branchiopoda; Diplostraca; Daphniidae
Product: pollen-specific leucine-rich repeat extensin-like protein 1
Exons: 5
Coding region: 969-3797 (942 amino acids)
Cellular component (GO): extracellular region
Molecular function (GO): chitin binding
Source: RefSeq, a predicted model, not a curated record
UGUGCGCCACCUAAUAAUCUAUGCGCGCUGGAAAAACCUCAAAAAAUUGAACGAAAAUAAAAUAACAAUCAUCUUAUGAAUGGCCGCUUGAGACAUGUAUAAGACGACAUUUAGCCGAAUUACAUUGGAACGGGAGUUGCCUGGAUACCCAGCGUCACAUGCAGAGAUUUUCGUUAUUAAGAAACAGCCAAAAAAAAAGAAGAAAAAUAAAAACUAGUUUGAUCCCAUUCGUCCAGCAGUCCAACAUUUUCUCAGCCGCGGCCAAACUUUUUCCGAGCGUCCGCGUGUAUAGUAACAGCAUCGAAGUGAUUUGUCGCCUGUAUGCGCUUCACAAUCAGCGGCUCCAACUUUUUCGUCCGCUCUCUUUACUAUAUCCACCAAUCAUCUGUGUAUGUGCGCACAUUUUUCACGAAAAAUAUCUUAAAAAACAACCGUGGUGGUGGUGGCGGCUACGGUUCAGCAGUCAUUCACGCGCCUAAAAGUUAAAAAAGAAAAAGAAAAAAAAAAAGUUAUUUUUGUGGAGUAAGAAGAAGAACAUGUACACACACUACUGCCCUAUAAUACAAUGGGGCAGUACCAGCACCGAGUGGGAGUGGUCUCAAGUCUUCUACUAGCUACUAGACUGCUGCUGCUGCUGCUCUAUACGACGACGGGUAUGGCAGAUAGUAUAAAAAGAGCGGCGAGGAACUGUGUCGUCCGCCACUCUCUCAUCCGUCCCUCUCUAUACAUGUGCUGCAGCUCUCUCGAUCCCUUUUUCGGAAGCGACAUUCAUCUCAACUACAACUACAUCUAACUCAUCUAGUGCCUGCUAUACACUGUGCCGGGGGAUUUGGCGCUGGAUUAACCGGAGGCAAAAUUUCAUACCAGCCUGGAAUCUUUGGCGCGUAUACAGACAAAGUGACGGCAGCCAAAUCAAGUUCAUUUUGGCUUCCCAGCUGUUUCCCUACAUCCAGCUAGCGGCCAAUUCCAUGGCACUCUUCCGUCAGCAUCCGCAAGAUUCCACCCUAUCGUACGAUGGAGGUUUCGGCUCACGGACAUGGUCGAACAUGAUGAUGAUGUGGCUGCUGCUGAUUUCCAUGGCUGUAAUCGGAUCCAGCGAAGCGGCCGGAACGAGGACGACAUUCGCCGGUAACCGAUUGCCCGACAUCGUGCCCGGUGUUCCCGGCGUUGACUAUCCGGUAGCGUCGCGCGUUCCCGCCACGCUUCGGUUCCGAUGCGACCAACAAGAUUACCCGGGAUUCUUCGCCGAUCCAGAAACUGGUUGCCAGGUUUUUCACGUUUGUCGUGACAACAAGAAAACGUCGUUCCUCUGUCCGAACGGGACGCUCUACCAUCAGCGCUUCUUCGUUUGCGACUGGUGGUUCAAUGUCGACUGUUCCAAAUCCGUUGGACUGUACCCGCUCAACAAAGAUGUCAUCCAACGGCACGAGCAACAACCUCAAGAUCGCCGACUGGAAGGAUCAACCCGACCGCAAGUCGCCGCCGCCGCCGCCGAACGCAGUAGCAGUUCGCCGUAUUUCCAGGAGCCGACGCCGACGCCAUCUUUCGCUCGAUUCGACAAGCGCGAAGUGUCGGAACCGACGUUCCAGGAAUGGGCGUCGCGACAUAUUCCGCUGUCGAAACCAUCUGACACGGCCAACUUCAAGACGACUCGAGCCGGAACGGAUUGGGUUCCCGGUAAUCGACCGAGAGCUCCUGACGUCACGGUCCCGUUCUACGAGUCGCCUUUCAAAACACUGGCGUCCACUUCGGGGACUGACGUUAGCCGAGACCCGUGGUCACCCACUGUGACGUCGCCGUCCAGCCGAUAUGAGUCCUCAUCCGAUUACGGCCGCGAUAAUUUGAAGAGUAAAGAAGAGUAUCCCAUAUCAACGUCGUUGUUGCCGGAUAAGUGGUUGCUGCUGGCCCAGGAUCCUGACUUCCUUAACAAUAUCGCUUGGGGUGCACAACUGCACAUUCUCAAUAAAACGCGAGGCUCGGGUUACCUGCGAACCAAGCCGAAUAAUAACCGCAAGCCAAUAAAUCAGCAAGAGCUGGAGUCGCAUCCGUUCCAGGGUUUCAGGUCAAACCCCUCCAGCAAAAGUCCGUCAAAUGACCGUUCCAGUAUUCGUAUUGAACCCAAUACCCACCAAGAACGUCAACCCGAGCGCCAACCCGAGCGCCAACCCGAGCGCCAACCUGAACGCCAACCUGAACGCCAACCUGAACGCCAACCUGAACGCCAACCUGAACGCCAAUUCGGUCGUCAACCCGAACGUCAAUUUGAACGUCAAUUUGAACGACAACCCGAACGUCAAUUUGAACGACAACCCGAACGACAACCCGAACGUCAACCGGAAUAUCAACCGGAAUAUCAACCGGAAUAUCAACCGGAAUAUCAACCCGAACGUCAACCCGAACGUCAACCCGAACGUCAACCCGAACGUCAACCCGAACGUCAACCCGAACGUCAACCCGAACGUCAACCCGAACGUCAACCAGAACGUCAACCAGAACGUCAACCAGAACGUCAAUUUGAACGCCAACCUGAACGUCCUACACCUCCAUUUGUUCCAAGCUCUUUACUUAGCGUAUCGAAAGAACAACAGGAACAGGAGGAGAAGAACAGCCACUACUGGAAAUCUUUCCCGAGUACUAGUAAUCCAAAUUCAAUCAUUCACAUUUCCACCACUAGCCGACCCAUCCAGCUUCCGGUGAGCACCGCUGUACACUACAGCAGUCCUCCUAUCCGACCGGUUCAACAAAAGACGACGUAUCCGGCUCGGCCGAAACCUACUCCAACGACGACCUACGCCACAACGAAACAGCAGCCCAAAUUACCAUCACCUUACCAGGCAACCAAGACGACCGUCUACGUGAAAAAGCCCUGGGUCACUACUCCCGCCGGUUAUACUUAUGGCAGCACCAAGCCGAAACAACUGAAGAAACAACAAUAUUACUACUCUACUUCAUCGGCUGUGGGUGCGGCCUCUUCUCCGUCCUAUCAGACGGCGUACCCAACGGCGUACCCAACGGCGUACCCAACAGCGUACCCAACGGCGUACCCAACUCCCGCAUACCAAGUGGUCCUGACCGGCGGAUCGGAUUAUCAGGUGACCAGUGUCCUGACUCGACCUGCGCCGCCAGCAGCGCGCUCACCUGCUCCAACAACAACCCAUCCGUUACAGCAGAAAUCUCCUGCGUUGCGGAAUACGCCGCUAUUAGUGCAGCCGCAGAAGUUAAUUCCGCUCUCAAUCUUGCUGCCGCUGGAGCCGCAUCCUUCCACCAAUCAGCAUCUGCCGUACACCAAUCAGAGAUCCCAGCAGCAGCCGGUCACUCGGCCUCUGCAAACUGUUCGACCUCAGACACCGUGGCCGACUCAACCUUCCCCGAUCAUCAUUCCACUUCACAACAGUAGAAGCGACACUUUCCGGCCGUCGGAAUUGGUCAAAAUGUCCGUUCCGAUGCGGCCUUCCUUGUUACUUUCGUCGACCGGACCUUCCUCCAGUUCGCCUUUCGAGUUUGAACCGACCCAGCACCGCGAAUGGGAGUCGUCGGUCACGCCCACAGCAGCUUCAUCUUCCAUAAAUUACCAAACGUCCGCCAGCACUAAUAACAAUCACUUUGACACGUUCCCCCCAACACCCCAACAGGAUGGACGUCACAUUGCGACCGUUAUCACCGGUAAACUGAAACCGGUUAAUGUGUUUCCAACUGAAACGACCGAUAGUGCCGACAGUAAUAAUAGCGACGACAUCCGCUCGUUUGUCGUCCGGCCAAGGAACCCCAUCACGCUGGCCUCUUCCUCGGCUCAAUGAUGAUCGUUAAUGGCUCUGAUCGCUGCGCGUUGGGGCGAAAAACUGUUUGUGUAUACAUCACAUUAAGCCAUAUUAAUCGACACAUAAUCAGCAGAUCCCUAUGUUAUUUGGCAGGGUAUAUAAUUUCAUGAAUCAAUCACCCAUUCAUCACAGUGUCGUUUUUUUUUCAUUGUUUCUCCCCACGAUUUUUUUCUAAAUAAUUCUCUUCGCUUUUUGAAAUGGUGAAUAAUGGAUUUCUUUUUGUUACAUUCCUGCAGAUCUUUCAAAUGAAUAAUAGGCCCCCCAAAAGUAUAAUCGGACGAAAAUCUGCACUUUAGACAAACACGGUGAAAAAGUCAUUCAUCCCAAUCCUAUAAAUACGUUUUGUAUACUAACUGAUGUUGUACUGUUUUGUCCGGUGUUCGUCAACUGUACCAUAUUAACCUUUUUUUUUUUAACGGCGUUUUCGAAUCUCCCGCGGUCUCUUCUCUUCCAAUUUAUUGACAGUCGACCACUCUACAGUCUACACGCAUCGCACAACAAGCAUAAGAUUUUGUUUCCUUUUGUUAUUCCCUUUCUCUUCCUUCUUUCACUUUUUUUUAAAAACCAAAUCGCUGGUUUUUUUGUUCUUUUUGGGUUUUUUUUUUAUUUUUGAAAGUUACGCACUUUGCAUCACGUUAUUACUAGAGAGAGUUGUAGAACGACUUGCUCCGUUGCUCGCACAUAUAAAUAUACGCACAUAGUGACAUGCAGAACAAUUCCAUAGCCUAUCCCAGACAGUAUUAACACACCCAAAAGUCUGUUCUAUAUCCCAUAAUAUAUUCCCAUCAUAAACAAGCGAGCCCCCGCUGAAAAUGAAUAAAUACACACAACAUUUUUCCGAG